Didymodactylos carnosus is the source of this 975-nucleotide messenger RNA. The record is from the annotation of a GenBank genome assembly. Lineage: Eukaryota; Metazoa; Rotifera; Eurotatoria; Philodinida; Philodinidae.
AUGAUCGAAAACCAAGUAGCAAAUCUUCUGUCUCCCCCAGGAACUGGGGCUAUUCCUGUUGAUCAGGGACGAGAAGAAGAGCGAACUGAUGCACAAACACCAUUUAUCAACAACAGACAUAUUCAAAGACCAUCAACAGUGACAAGAGGCUGUUUUGAUUUUGAUCCUCAGAAUGGUCGAUUCGCUUUCCAACUGCCAUUCAGUAGAAAUUCGUCAUCUGGUCGUAAAAACAUGACUUGUUUAACUCAAGUCAAACAAUUUUCAUUUUAUCAAGCAUUAUUAAGUGAAUUUAUUGGAACAAUGAUUUUGACAUUAAUGGCGUGUAGUACCGGUUUACCUAUCACUCGUCGGCAAGUACCCGAUUUACAUGGUAUUUUAGUCGGAGGAUUAACGAUAUCAACAUUAAUUGUUUGUUUUGGACAUGUAUCUGGUUGUAACAUAAAUCCAGCGGUAACACUAGCACUCUUAUUUGCUCGCCAUAUUGAUAUUAUUCGAGCUAUUUGCUAUAUUGGUGUUCAAUUAUUAGGUGCAUUUUGCGGUAGUUGUCUAUUAAAAAUACUAGCUCCAACAUCUGCAAGAGAAAAUCUUGGUGUAACAAAUAUUAGUGAAGGUGUGACACUUCAACAAGCGUUUGUCGUUGAAUUUCUCAUUACUUUUAUACUCUGCUGUACAGUAUUAGCUGCAUGUGAUAAACACCGUGAUGAUGUUGGUGGAUCGAAAGCAUUAACCAUUGGCCUAGCAGUAGUAAUUGGUUCAUUAUUUGGUGGACCUUAUAGCGGAGGAAGUAUGAAUCCUGCACGAUCCUUUGGUCCAGCAGCAGUUACAGGAAUGUGGCAAAAUCAUUGGCUCUAUUGGUUUGGUCCAAUGACGGGUGGUGUUGCUGCAGCAAUAUAUUAUGAAUAUAUACUUAAACAACGCAUAGCUUCACAACCCACUGUCGAGUCAUCUACAAUGAAAAAGUUAGCAAAAAUAUAA